AAGAACAGACCGUCUGUAGUGUGGAAACGUCUCUCGUGUACAUCAAACACACAUCUGUGCUCUUUGUAAUCGGCAGACUCAUUUCGUGUACUGCAAAAAGAAAGGAAUUAAUUACGCGAAUAGUAUAUUGCAAUCACUUUAAUUUAUAUUCCUUUCUUGUAUUUUGUUUUUCAUAAUGUCUGAUUGUAAGAUAACGUACUUACCAGAGGAGAUGAUAAGCUACAUUCUCAACGAUAACGUACUCACUAUUGAAGAUAUCAUUAACUUUCGAUGCGUGUGCAAGAAAUUUCGUUUUGCAGCCAAAUAUGACAAGUUCUUGGAAAAAAAGUUAUUUCAGAGAUGGCCCUAUGCAAAGAAAAAAUAUGAAAGUCUUAAGGAAACAAAAGAUGGAAAAAACAUAAACUUUAUUACAGAAGGCAUGAAUUCUGUGAUUCAAUUGCGAAAUGAUCUGUCUCUAAUUCUUUUUUACGAUUAUUAUUACAAAAAUAAAGCAAAUCAAAAUUAUUUUGACUUAUUUGCUAAUGUAUUAACAUUCGAAAAUGUCAUGAAAUUUAGCGGUAAUAUCGAUGAAUAUAAAAAUCAAUUUCUUGUUCCUAAAAGGACACAUGAGCAUAUAGAUGUGCUAAAAAAUAUGUUUUAUAUUAAGGAGAUUAAAUUCUUGUUAACACAAUUUCCACAAGGAAUUCAUCGCAAAUCAAUUGAAAGAUAUUGCAAUAUAGAAAUGUCUCACUAUGAAAAGCUAUCUUGGAUACGAAAUGAGUUAGACAGAUAUAGUGUGAAACCUGAAAAAAAAAACAGCUUUUGGAAGAAAUUUGUACUUUCAUAGUACA
Molecule: messenger RNA, 830 nt
Organism: Nylanderia fulva
Lineage: Eukaryota; Metazoa; Arthropoda; Insecta; Hymenoptera; Formicidae
Source: RefSeq, a predicted model, not a curated record